Molecule: messenger RNA, 3461 nt
Organism: Melozone crissalis (California towhee)
Lineage: Eukaryota; Metazoa; Chordata; Aves; Passeriformes; Passerellidae
Product: cadherin EGF LAG seven-pass G-type receptor 1-like
Exons: 17
Coding region: 1-2862 (953 amino acids)
Biological process (GO): homophilic cell-cell adhesion
Cellular component (GO): plasma membrane; catenin complex
Molecular function (GO): cadherin binding; calcium ion binding
Source: RefSeq, a predicted model, not a curated record
AUGGAUGUGUCCUUCCCACUGUUCCUGGAAGAAGCCUAUCACCCUGCCCCUCUGGCAGAGCAGAGCCCCCCAGACACGUUUGUUGUGGAGGUCAGAGCCUUGUACAAGCUCCCUGUGGACUACAGCAUCACCUCUGGAGAUGAGAAGGGAUAUUUCAUCAUCCAUCCAUCCAAUGGUGUUGUAAGAACAAGUAAGAAUCUAAAACUGGAAGAUUUUCCAGUAAAUUUCAAGGUACGAGCAACAGACUCCUCUAAUGCUGCCAUAUUUAAUGAAGUGGAAGUGAAGGUGGAAGUCCUUGAUGAAAACAAUUUCCCCCCAGUUUUCCCAUCUUCUCUACUAGAAGAGAGAUUGCCAGAGCAUUCCCCUGCUGCUCAGAUUGUGCAGCUGAAAGCUCAGGACAGUGACACAGGCAGAAAUGGUUUCCUGACAUAUGGCAUUCUCAAUGGACAAGGACUGAAAUUCAGCAUAAAUGAAACCACUGGAAUCCUUUAUUCCACUGCCCCCUUUGAUUAUGAAGAGGAACCCACAGAGUACCAGGUUGUGGUGUAUGCUGAAGAUGAUGGGAUCCCUGAGAAGAAGAGGGGUUACUGCACAGUUGUGAUAAAGAUCACUGACAUUAAUGACUGGCCACCUGUGUUUGAUCCAGUGCCUGACUUUGGUGUCCAGGAAAACGUGCCUGUGGGAUUCAUAGUUGGAAAAGUCACAGCAUCAGACAGAGACACAGGAGACAAUGCCUUCAUUCUGUAUGAGCUCACAGGUGAGGGAGAAGAUAUAUUUGAAAUAGAUGCAAUAGAGGGCAUCAUUAAGAUAAAGAACUCUCCAGACUAUGAAACCAUGAAUAAAUACAACCUCUCAGUGACUGCAGUCAACAAUAAAUCUGCCCCUUUCUAUCAGGCAGCCAUCCAUGUCAGGGUUGCAGUGAUGGAUGUGAAUGACAAUGCCCCAGAGUUUGCCCAGAGCUCCUACUCUGCUGCCGUGAACAUGGUGAAUCCUGUGGGGGCUCCUGUCCUCACCGUGAGCGCCACUGACCGCGACCAGGGGCACAAUGGCCUCAUUGAGUAUUACAUCCUCCCGGACGCCAACGUGAGCCCCUUCUUCCUGAUAGAGGAUUUGAGUGAGGGGAAGAUAAUUACAACUGGGAACCUGUCUAGGUCUGGAGAGAUGCAUUUGACAGUGAUGGCAAAGGACAAAGGCUCUCCCCCUUUAAAUGGCACUGCUGUGGUUACUCUGAGCGUGUUUGACAACCGUCCCUUCGUGCCUCGCUUCAACCAAAGUGAGAUCAGCAUUUCUGUUUCGGAAAACACUGGAGUGGAUUAUUUAAUUUAUGAUUUUGCUGUGGCUGAAACUUCAGGCAAACUAAUUGACUACACUAUUGUAUCUGGCAACGAAAGAGGUCACUUCAGACUGGAUCCCGAAAGUGGUGAGCUGAGAACAGCAGUUAAUUUGGACUAUGAGGAAGUUUCUCAGUAUGUGGUUUUAAUUCAAGCAAACCCAAGAGUCUCCUCUGCUGCAGAAGAGCAGCGUUCAGGGCUGCUUGCUGACAACGCGGCCCUGCUGGCCAUCUCCGUGCAGGACGUGAACGAGCAGCCCGCCUUCCCCAGCCCCUCCUUCCGUGCCCGCAUCCCCAGCUCUGUGCCCUACAAAUACCCUGUCACCACAGUCCAGGCCACAGAUCCAGACUCAGGAGACAAUGGACGUCUGCAGUACAGCUUAGUGGGAGGCCAAACCAACGAAUUUGACAUCAAUGAAAACACAGGGCAGAUUUUCACAGUUUCUGUAGCAGGAAAAGCUGGAACGUUUUAUCUGCAAGUCCAAGCUGCAGACCAAGGCACAAGAAGACUCACAGCCCAGACAACAGUCAAUGUAACUGUUGAUUCCAGUUCCAGCAGCAACGUUGUGAUGCUGGUGCUAAAUCAGAAGAUCAGUGCUGUGGAAAGAAAGAGUGUUGAAGUACAAAGGGUCCUGGAAGAGAAACUUGGAUGGAAUGUAUUCGUGCUUAACAUCUAUCCCAAGGAGUCUGACAGAAACUCAAGGAGCAGCACUGAUGAAACCCACGUAGACAUCAUUGCUUUUGAUGAGGCCCGCCAGGAAGUACCUGCAGAAGAUGUGAAAAGGAAGCUGAGGGAGCAGAGGGCUGCCAUUGAGCUGGGGCUGCAGCAGGUGUUCUCAGCCCCCGUCAGCGCGGCCGUGCCCGAGGCCCCGGCGGCCGCGGCAGCCCCGGAGCGCACGGCCGCCAUCGUGCUGGGCGUGCUGCUGGCCGCCACCUCCAUCGCCUUCCUGGCCUACGUCCUGCUGGACCUCAAAAGGAAAAGAAAGUAUGGGAAACAGGAUUUGGUUAAGAAAGUUGAUGUUAUAGAGGGCAUUGAUAACCCGUGGGCAGAUGACAAAAAUGGAAGCCUGAAAAGCUUAGAGAAACCAGAGCACAUGAAUAAUGGGAGAACUGAGGUGAUGUCAUUUGACAACCUGGAAGGCACCAGAGGAGAUGAUGCUGAAAAAGAUGAAAUUCAGGCCCCUGAAAAAGGCAAUUACCUGGAGACAGUGCUGCUGGAUUACAAGGGUGAAAGUGAGGAACAUGGAGCACCUGAAAAAGCUGCUGAAAGUAGAAAUGUCGAGGUCCAGCCCACAGCGAGAUUCACAACAGAACAGGACUCCUUUCCAACAGACACAAACCAGAAGCCAGCUCUCUCCUUCUUAACACCUCAGCCCACACUGCCUGCCCCUGAGAAAGAACUGAAAGGAGUCAAGUUUUCAGAGGUGGCAGUGAUUUUGGACCCAGAGCCCGGAGAUGAUGAGUCUGAGGACGAUGAGCCUGGAGAUGAUGAGUCUGAAAACUAUGAGUCUGGUGAUGAUGUAUCUCUCUGAUAAGAACACUCCAUGAAGAACAUUUAUAGAAAAACCACAAUGAGACUCAUUGGAACAGCUCAGAAUUAAAUGAGCAAUAAGAAUAUGGGAAUGCUAUCCAGAUUUUAAUUUUGUUGCUGUUUUAAGGAUGGAUGAGGAAGAGAACAAGCAAUAUGCGGGAAGGGCUGCAGUGCUGCGCUGCAGGGCUGCUUUCCCAGCAGCAGCGCUGUCUCACUGUGUAUUUAAUUUCUUCUGGCACGUGUCAAAGACAAGACAAUAAACCCGAUUCCAGAGGCGCUGCCUUGUCAUUGCUUCAGAUCGAGUAAUUUGGGGACAUCAAUUCCGUUCUUGUGCGCAGAAUCGUCCGCCGCAGCGUCUGAAAACCAGAGUCUGUUUUCUAAUUUUCCUGUUCUCCUCCAUAUUUUUUCUCUCUCUCUCUCCUCUUUUCCAGCGAGGCGGUGCCUUUCCCCGGAGCAGCCCCGAAGGAGCGGCUUUUCCCCGGGCGCAGGAGCGGCUUUUCCCGGGCACGGGAGCGGCCGCCGAGCCCCAGAGCAGCGCGGAGGCUCCGGGCGCUGCCGGGCCCGCUGCCUCCGCCCCCCGCGCCGGGAGGAAGGGCAGGG